Messenger RNA from Loa loa (African eye worm), 480 nucleotides. RefSeq lists its product as hypothetical. The coding region runs from base 1 to 480 and encodes 159 amino acids. NCBI's taxonomy places the organism in Eukaryota, Metazoa, Nematoda, Chromadorea, Rhabditida, Onchocercidae. The record is from RefSeq and is a predicted model, not a curated record. The transcript is spliced from 3 exons.
AUGCCAUUUCAAAAAGAGAAUGCACUGAAGCUUGAAACGGAACGCAUGCUGACUUGUAUUGUUGGCGAUAAAAUUCGUUAUGUGUUGCAGACGACAUUUGCGCAAUUUUGUAUCCUCGAAAUUUUAACACUCUCAUUUCGAAUGACAGUACAAUUAUUGCCAGAUAAUUUAAACAAGGAUGAGCUAUCAAAAUUUCUGGAAUUUGACGAGUCUCGGACAUUUUCGCCAACUGAGGAUAAUCGUCGUCUACCAGUAAAUGCUUUACCGUUAAUUAUUACACGACAGAAAUCAAUAAUUGAGGAGACGCAAAUAUCGGGUGAUGUUAUUGGUACCUUAGAUAUGGAUACAUUUGUUAGUAUAACAUUAGCCAUACCACUAUAUACUCUCUUUAUCAUCAUAAUCAGUAUACUGUUUAUCAGAUGGCAAAUUACAUUAACUCUCAAACCUUCUCGUUUAACCUUUUUGAAAAUUACAGUAUAG